Quercus robur (English oak) is the source of this 1653-nucleotide messenger RNA. RefSeq lists its product as uncharacterized. NCBI's taxonomy places the organism in Eukaryota, Viridiplantae, Streptophyta, Magnoliopsida, Fagales, Fagaceae. Gene Ontology annotation, molecular function: nucleic acid binding; RNA-DNA hybrid ribonuclease activity. The record is from RefSeq and is a predicted model, not a curated record. Bases 1 to 1653 code for a protein of 550 amino acids. The transcript is spliced from 4 exons.
AUGAUUGAUCAAGGCAGUGCUGCUGAUAUAAUGUACCCAAAUUUGUACAAGGGGCUAGGUUUGAGGCCUGAGAACUUAGCAGCCUACAGCUCCCUUCUGGUGAGUUUUGAGGGAAGGAUGGUCGUUCCAAAAGGCCAGAUCAAAUUACCUGUACAAACCGAUAUGGAUGUGGUGGAGGUGGACUUCAUCGUUGUGGACGUUUUCUCUCCGUAUACGGCUAUUAUAGGCAGACCUUGGCUUCAUACCUUGGGAGCAGUCUCAUCUACUCUACAUCAGAAGGAGAAGGAGCGAUUGCUGCAAUUCCUCAGAGAAAAUGUCAAUGUGUUCGCAUGGAGCCCAUAUGAAGCCCCAGGUAUAGAUCCGAGUUUCAUCUGUCAUCGACUCAAUGUGAAUCCUACCAUUAUUCCGAAAAGACAGCCACCUCGGGGCCCAUCAAAAGAGCACGCCGAAACUGUCAGAAGUGAGGUGGCUAAGCUCAAGCAGGCCGGGGCUAUCAAAGAAGUUUUGUACCCUCAAUGGCUAGCCAAUACAGUAGUGGUGAAAAAGAAGACUGGGAAAUGGCGAGUGUGCGUGGACUUCACGGACCUCAAUAAGGCUUGUCCUAAGGAUCCUUUUCCUAUGCCGAAGAUAGAUCAGUUGGUGGAUGCAAUACUGGGCAGAAACAUUGAAGUCUAUAUCGAUGAUAUGAUUGUGAAGAGUAAGGUGGUGUUCGAACAUGUGGAAGAUCUUACGAGCAUUUAUGGAAUACUGACAAAGCAUAAGCUACGUCUGAAUGCCUCAAAGUGUUCCUUUGGUGUAGGCUCGGGAAGGUCGGCUGAGAGGUGUCACCCCUUUUUCCUUCUAUUGCAUAAGUGGAAAGGAUUUGAGUGGACCGAGGAAUGUGCUGCGGCAUUUCAGCAGUUGAAAGAGUUCCUGUCCAGGCCGCCUAUCAUGUCUAGCCCUGAGGUGGAUGAGGUCCAAUUUGCUUAUCUGGCAGUUGCCUCGCAUGCAGUUAGUUUUGUCUUAAUACGAGAGGACAGCGGCGUCCAAAGACUAGUUUAUUACGUAAGUAAGUCACUUCACGAAGCCGAGGUGAGAUACUUACCAUUGGAAAAUGCCAUCUUAGCGGUGGUCCAUGCCACACAUAAACUCCCACAUUAUUUCCAGGCCCACACUAUAGUAGUUUUAACUCAGCUACCGCUCAAGUCCAUACUUAGAAGUGUAGAUUAUACUAGGAGGAUUGCUAAGUGGGGCACAGUCCUAGAUGCUUUCGACAUCAAGUAUAUGCCUCGCACCUCGGUGAAAGGCCAGGUCCUCGCUGACCUAGUAGCCGAGUUCGCUGAGUGUCCAGAAGAAGCUGACAUGAAGCAAAGUGGCAUGGAUGAAAAAUCGGUUGGUCUGAUCUCCACCCAAGGCGCUUCCUCCUGGAGAGUAUAUGUGGACGGAGCGGCAAACCAACGGGGGGCAGGAUUGGGGCUAGUUCUGAUAUCCCCUGAAGAGAUCAUCAUUGAAAAAUCCUUGAGGCUAGGAUUCUUAGCUACUAACAACGAAGCAGAGUAUGAAACUUUGUUGAUGGGAAUGAGUAUGGUCCAGAAAAUGGGUGGAAAAGUAGUAGAAUUAUUCUCGGAUUCAAGAUUGAUAGUCGGACAGGUGAAAGGGGAACUAGAAGCUUGA